AUGAUUUCGUCCGGCUUUACGAAUGCGCCUGUCUCGCAAUUCCUCGUCUUCUCGACCGUUAUCGGCGCUAUACUUGCGACUUUCACCGACACGAGAUACUAUCUACACAUUCAGGUUGUGCCGCACAUAUGGAGUUAUAGGCAGUUUUGGCGGUUUGCCACAUGGCAGAUAUCCUUCACGAACUCGACAGAAGUCCUCUUCGGCGUCCUAACAUUUUACCAACUCCGGGUCAUCGAGAGGCUAUGGGGGAGUAGGAAGUUCGCUUCCUUCCUCCUAGCUACACUCCCCUACACAACGCUCCUCCCACCCCUCUUGCUAACCUUCGUCCUCCGUCCUCUCUCGUUCGGCCGCAUAAACUACCUUCCCGCUGGCCCAACACCGAUCCUCUUCGCCCUCCUCGCAAACUAUUACGCUGCAAUACCGUACACGUACCGCUACAAAAUCUCCCCUUGGGCAUCAUCAUCUCCACAAUCAAAUACUCAAGCGCUCUCGUCUCUAUGGUCUCGCAGCAUAACUCUGACAUCAAAGACCAUGUCCUACCUUCCACCCCUGCAACUCGCGCUCUCUCAGUUCCCGGGCUCGCUGUUAGCGGCAGCAGUGGGCUGGGUAGUGGGGACGGCGUAUAGAAGGGAUUUACUGCCUGGCGCGUCGCGAUGGAGGGUUCCGGGGUGGAUAGUGGGCGAGGAGAAGCAGAAAGGGUUUGAGGGGCUGCGGGCGAGAUUAGAUGCAGAAAGGGAUAGGGAGGGUGGUGCGAAUGGACUUGCGACGGGGAUCCUGGCUGGUGAGACUGGGGAAGGAGGAGGAGCGAGGAGGCGGACGCUGGGAGAGAUGGUUACUGAGCAGUUUAGAGGGAGGAGUUAG
Messenger RNA from Cucurbitaria berberidis CBS 394.84, 861 nucleotides. RefSeq lists its product as uncharacterized. The record is from RefSeq and is a predicted model, not a curated record. Gene Ontology annotation, molecular function: serine-type endopeptidase activity. The transcript has 3 exons. Lineage: Eukaryota; Fungi; Ascomycota; Dothideomycetes; Pleosporales; Cucurbitariaceae. Bases 1 to 861 code for a protein of 286 amino acids.